Messenger RNA from Patella vulgata (common limpet), 2219 nucleotides. Its product is annotated as angiopoietin-related protein 7. The coding region runs from base 711 to 1787 and encodes 358 amino acids. NCBI's taxonomy places the organism in Eukaryota, Metazoa, Mollusca, Gastropoda, Patellidae. The transcript is spliced from 5 exons. The record is from RefSeq and is a predicted model, not a curated record.
GACUGACUCGAACUAAAUAAUGAAAAACACAGCUAUGAACACCAGUGAAUACUCAAUUGGGAUGAUGUGUUUUUUUUCGCAUUUUCUUAGUGUGCCGUUCAAAAUUCCGCGGCACACUUAGGAAGAUCUCGCGGUACACCUGUGUACCAGGGGACACUGGUGGAGAAUCGCUGUUCUAGAGAGUUGAUUAUGGGCUUUUCCAGUGAAUAAAUGUUUUAUGUAUAAAACAUUUGAAGCCAAGAUUUAGCUCUUAUAUAAUCGGGAUGUUCGAUUAUCAGUCCGGAACGUUCCGAAAUGAGAAAAUUACUAUUGAGUUGGGCGGUAUUCAGUCCUGUCACGGUUCUGUCAGACCCCACAAGGGAGUUGGUGUGAGUAGAAUCGUGACGUAAUUAUAAACAACGAAUAUGUUUCAGCUGUCAUGCUUGGUUGGGAUAUUAUCUUAUGCAUUCGACGCAUGCGUUUUUGCGCGAAAUCUCCCUUUUACUCGAUUGUCCCUAUUUGGGGAAUUCAAAUAAUUCAAUUCCGGAACGUUCAAUCGAGUAUCCCCAAUGUAUCUUUAAUAUCUAAAUAAAUAUCAUCAUAACAAUGACUUUUCUAUUCUUCUGUUCCAUAAUAAAGUGGUGUCGUGUGAUUGUUUUGAACAAGCGAUUGAUGGUGGAUGGAGUGUUUGGACAAACAGUUCAUGUUCUGUUUCAUGUGGCGAAGGAAUUAUGGACAGAAACAGGCAAUGCAACAAUCCUACACCAGCUAAUGGUGGAGCUAGUUGUAAUGGUAGUUUUACAGAAACUAUGAACUGUACUCAACCAUCCUGUUUGGCUGCCAGUAGUCAUCGUUUUGCUUCAUACAGUAAAUCUGAUGUCGUCAUCAAUACUUGUGAUCCUAGUACAUUUCUAGAAACCAUUUUUGUUUCACGGAAAAUGGAUUGUGCCCAAGCCUGUACAGAGAAUAUAAGCUGUAAAAGAUAUUUCUAUUGUAAGCUGGAUUCAUCCUGUAGAUUAUAUCAAGAUGGUAAAGAUUGUGCUAUGUCUGGUGAUACAACUGGUUGUUCCUGUUACAUAAAGAAUAUAGGAUGUGAGAACUCCGGUUGUACUUGUCCUUUAGGUUACUAUGGAGACCGUUGUCAAGAUACCAUCACAGACUGUACAGAAGGUUUCCAGAAAGGCUUAAAUUCAACUAACGAUGUAUUGACUAACAUAAAACCAGUUACAUCUCCUAAUUCUUUCGAGGUACUGUGUACAUUUGUCGAUGGUGGCUGGACAGGAAUACUCAAUCGUAAUAAGUACUGUUCAAGCGAGAACUUUAAUAGAACACUGGCAGAAUAUGAAGAGGGUUUCGGUAAUGUUGCUUCUAACAAAUGGUUAGGUUUGCAAAAUGUUCUGUAUCUACUUGAUAAUCCUAAUAGUACCUACACACUUGGUGUUCACCUGUACAAAUCUAAUGCUUCAAUGUGCAUCAGUAAUUACUACAACUUUACCAUUGGUAAUAAAUCAACAUCUUAUAAACUUGAUAUCGGCGGCUACACUGAUGUUGAGAUACCAUGUGGUGAUAGUUUGACUGGUUUUAUCAACUUGAACAACAAUCCUUUCUCUACGUAUGAUGCUGAUGAUACUGGAGACUUGGAGUGUCCCAAGAGAUUUGGAGGUGGAUGGUGGUAUGGUAGUCAUUUCGGUUGCACCAGUGGCUUUUUAACGGGAACAAUGGAUGGUUCUGGAAUCGACAAUUAUUGGAAUGAAAACAUGUCCGACGUUUCAUUGACCCAGAUAUAUUUAAAAUUGCUAAGAAAUUGAUUAUACAGAUGUACAUAAAAUGAAAUGGGGUUUUAAUGUCCUACUUUUCGGCAUCACAGCACAAUACAUGUAAAGGACUACUACAUAGCCUACUGUAUAUAUGACCCUAACCCCGUUUUACUCGUGGGUGGAUGACCGAACGGUUAACGCGUGCGCGUUGUAUCAUAAGGUCUGUUAUUGAGUCAGCUGGUGUGGUCUCGAUUCCCCGGUUGUAUGUGACAAGGAGUAGGGUCGCCUGUCCCACCUCGUGGGUUUUCUCUGGGUCCCCCGGUUUUCCCCGGCUGCUAAAGACCUCCACGCGCUAGCGAAUUAUUGAAAUAAAAUUGAACCAUAUGUUAGUCCCGAAAUGACCUUGUUUGUGUCGAGUGGAUGUUAAACCUCAUUUCUAUCUCUUUCUCGUUUUACUUGGUGUAUACUUUAAUUAAUCCCUGA